Molecule: messenger RNA, 7410 nt
Organism: Bombyx mori (domestic silkworm)
Lineage: Eukaryota; Metazoa; Arthropoda; Insecta; Lepidoptera; Bombycidae
Gene: Wdr62
Product: mitogen-activated protein kinase-binding protein 1
Exons: 37
Coding region: 628-5124 (1498 amino acids)
Biological process (GO): centriole replication
Cellular component (GO): mitotic spindle
Molecular function (GO): protein binding
Source: RefSeq, a predicted model, not a curated record
AUUGUGGGGACUCGAAACGAGGCAAACAGACAAAGAUUAGUUCUUUAUUUACGUUUAUCGUGCUCUUAUCGUAAUAAUACCUUUGAAAAAAUGUGAUUCAAUACGUCCGGUGUAGUUUUUACAACGUUUACUUUGAGAAAGGACAAGCUCCAAAGUCGUCUGAUUCAUUUCAAGAGCCUACGUCAUAUGCUUGAUAAGAUUCAAUGUAAUCUAUAUAUGAAGGAGAGCGAGAGGGCCGACAAGCUAGGAAUACGAAAUGCGAAUUUUAGAAAUCGAACGACAUUUUGGCGCGCUCUCUUCAUUACCACGAAAAAAUUAUAAUCUGUGAUUGUGCAUUUUACAAAUGAUUAAAUAAGAUUAUGUACCGUUUGUUUUAUUAAGUUAGCGUUAAAAUAAGUGAUUCCGUUCAGUCGAUGCUCAAACGCAACACAUAAAAAUAAAAGUGCUCAAAUUCUUUUGUUUCGUAAUAACAAAAUACGUCCAUGACUAUACAACGCAGUGAAUUGAAUUUUGUGAUUUCCUCGUGUGCUUAGUGUUUAUUCGUGUGCCGCAGUGAUUUGAUAGAGUAUUUCGUUGAGAACAACGCCAUCUAUUAUAAAAUAGUGGAAAUGUUGUGUAUAUGACGCGAUGGAGGCCGGUUACAUACCGGUGAACGUUGGGAAUGGCGGCGGGAAUGCUCCGCCCCUCGCCGUGGUGGCGCCACCGGUCAACGUCAUCCGAGCGCCCGGACUGAAGCGCGGGAAAAUGGAAGAAGCUAUUUCAGAUAGGAUCAAAUUGGAAUCGGUCUUGGGACUAACGGUGAGCAGUAAUGCGGCUCUGGACUGCGAUCCGAACACGGAACUCGUGGCGUACCCGGCCGGAUGCACUGUCGUUCUGUACAACGUGAGAAAGAACCGACAGUCGCACGUUUUGAAUUCGUCCCGGAAGAGCGUCACCUGCGUCUCGUUCUCCCCGGACGGGCGGUACCUCGCCACCGGGGAAUGCGGACACGCGCCCGCCGUCCGGGUAUGGGACCUCCAGGAUCCUACAGCGUCCGGCGCUGUACAGAUCGCGGAGUUCCCAGGACAUACGCACGGAGUCAGCUGCGUGGCAUUCUCCACGUCGUCGAAAUACCUAGUAUCCGUUGGCUCUCAACACGACAUGAUCGUGAACGUUUGGGACUGGAGAGCGAACCUCAAGCUGGCCAGCAAUAAGGUGUCGUCUCGCGUGAAGGCCGUCAGCUUCGCGGAGAACGGCAACUACUUCGUCACGGUCGGCUUCAGGCACGUCAAGUUCUGGUACCUGGAAUAUUCGAGAAACGCUAAAUUCAAAGAGCCGGUUCCGUUGAUGGGCAGAUCAGCGAUACUGGGCGAGCAGAAGGACAAUGAGUUCUGCGACGUGGUCUGCGGCCGGGGCGAGUCCGCGGACAGCACCUACGCGAUCACGAGGGGCGGCCUGCUCUGCGAGUUCAACAGCAGACGGUUGCUGGACAAGUGGGUCGAGCUCAGGACGCAGUCCGCCAACUGUAUGGCGGUGGGCGCUAAUUUCAUAUUCGUCGGCUGCGCCGAGGGCAUAGUUCGGUGCUUCGCCCCCGACACGCUCCAGUACAUCACGACGCUGCCGAGGACGCACUACCUCGGCGUCGACGUGGCGCAGGGCACCAACAUCAGCCACAUGUUCUCGCAGCCGCCGCGCGCGCGGUACCCGGACGCGACGGCGCUGGCGUACGACGAGCGCGCCCACCGGCUCACGUGCGUCUACAACGACCACAGUCUGUACGUGUGGGACGUGCGCGACAUCCGCCGGGUGGGCAAGUCGCACUCGGCGCUGUACCACUCGGCGUGCAUCUGGGGCGUGGAGGUGUCCGGGGACGGCACGCUGCUGACCUGCUCCAGCGACGACACCGUGCGCAUGUGGGGCCUGGAGCCGCGCGCGAGGAACAUCUACAGCAAUGAGCUGAAUAAAAUAGUGUACAUAGACCCGGAGCUGAAGUUCCUGAAGGACGUGGACCUGACCGCCUCCAGCGAGAAGGACAAGUCCAAGUCGUACGACGACAAGACCGGCGUCAGGUGCGUGGCGGCGUCCGGGGACGGCGCGCACGUGGCGUGCGGGGACCGCGCCGGCAACGUGUGGGUGGUGUCGGCGGGCGGCGCGCUGCUGCACACGCUGGAGGCGCACGACGCGGAGGUGCUGGCGCUGCAGUACGCCGCGCGCCCGCGCCUGCUCGCCUCCGCCUCGCGGGACCGACUCGUGCACGUCUUCGACGUCGACAAGGGCUACCAGAUCCUGCAGACGCUGGACGAGCACUCGUCCUCCAUCACGGCGGUGCGCUUCAUCGCGUCCGGCUCCGGCCUGCAGAUGGUCUCCUGCGGCGCCGACAAGACCAUCCUCUUCAGGCAGCUGAAGACCGACGGCAGCCGGCAGUUCGCGCGCGGACAGAACGUGUCCGGCCGCACCACGCUCUACGACAUGGAGGUGGACGCCGGCGGGCGACACGUGCUCACCGCAUGCCAGGACCGCAACGUGCGCGUGUACAGCACGGCCAACGGGCGUCACACCAAGACCUUCCGGGGGACCACGGCGGAGGACGGGACCCUCAUCAAGGUGGCUCUGGACAGCAGCGGGAUAUAUCUGGCGACGUCGAGCACGGACAAGAUCUUGAGCGUGUACGACUACUACUCCGGGGAGUGCAUGGCGACCAUGUACGGGCACUCCGAGAUAGUCACCGGCCUCAAGUUCACUCCGGACUGCCAGCACCUGGUGUCGGGGUCCGGGGACGGCUGCAUCUUCGUGUGGAGGGUCCCGCACGACAUGGUGGUGACGAUGCGGGCGCGACUGGCGCAGCAGGCCAUACGACAGGGGAAGAAAGUAGGUACGGUCAGCAACGGCACGUCGGGGCUGGAGAGCGAGGGGGAGUCGCAGUGGGGCUCGCCGCCGCGGGAACACUUCGCGCCGCCCCGCGUGCCCGACUACACUCUCCGCAUAGGGCGGCUCCCGUCGUGGGCCAAGAAGAGCUUAGGGGACGACUUGGCGGCCCCCGAGAGCCCGGCGCCGGAGCCCCCCGCGCGGGGCAAGUGGGCCACCAGGAUACACCCGGCAGAGAAACGUGUUGAUUCAGACGGGUCCAAGGACAGCUCCCUCGACAGUGGUACCGACACAAGGUUCAUUGAGAAGAGAAAAGAGAACCAAUCGAAACAGCGCCCGAAGUCGCUCAAUUUAUCGCAGCUGCCGCGCGUGGAGGCGCUCUUCCGCGAUUUCGAUGCAACAAUGAGAAAGACCCAUGAUAUUCUAUGUAUAUCGCCGAGAUUCGAAAAGGUUACGAUUAACAUUUCGAAGACCAGUGCACAGGAUGGUCGUGUGAGGCAUCACACGGACGACUCUUCCCUUGGCAGUUUUAAAUACGAGGAUCAAGAGUCGACGGAGCACGACGGUGACGUGGAGGACAUCUCGGACGGCGAGAGGACCUCGUCUUCGGAGAGGGCGUCCCGGCCUACUUACUACCCCGGCAAUAACGACGACGACACCCCGGGCGAGUUCAUGGUGAACGCCAUGGACGCUGAAGAGUUGAGGCAGUCGAUUCGUCGCUCGAAGCGCUGGAAGACCGACUCCCCCCGGCUGGAGAUACCACCCACCACCACCUCGCUCAGCGGCUCCGGCCACGACUCCGACGAUGACGAGGUGUCCACCCCGUCCGGCGACAACGCGGACCGGAACCCUCUGUCGGCGUCCUGCGAGUCGCUGCCCCGCGCCGCCCUGCGCGAGACCUACGUGCGCGCCGCCUUCGACAGCCUGGGGGGGACCGACGCCGCGCCCGGCGCAGGACACAACUCACUGUCGUCGCAGCACCGCGCGCCCACGGUGUCUCGCAACAAGCUCCUGGACCCGGAGGCUGCGAGGAAACGAGAGGAACUCAACAGAAGGAUACUGGAGACCAGGAGGCAGCUGGAGAAUGUCGCGUUCAGAUCGAACCUGAAGUCCAGCCAGUCCACGACGGACCUCUCCUACAUCCCCGAGAAGGACAACGCGCGCAGGUCGCGACCCAUGUCCAUGGCCGUGCCAAGCAACACUCGACCUUACGCUGGUCGCAACUAUUUGUCGGCAUCGGACCGCGAGGAGGAGGGGACCGGUAUGAGGAGGGCGAUAUCUCUGUCGGACCUCGCCGCCAAGCCGAUGCCGGCUCCCAGGACGCCGCAAGGUCAGACUAAGCCGGUCGCUCAGCAGCCUAGCAGUCAAAGCAAGUCCAGCUUCGUCCGCCCCCCACCGAGGUACAGCAACAAAUCGAACAUGACGAGGAGUUCCAGUGUCGGAGUACUGAACCAGAGUGACUCAGAAUCGGAUCCUCAGCCGUCCAGACCACAGUCGAGCCGUGCUCAAGGAUUGAUGCGACCAACGAUUAGCUCCAUGAAUAAGGCGGCAGCCAACACGGCCAGGAGACGUGGCCUGUCGAACGCCUACAGCGCCGUGAGUCUCGCAACGGGAGGGCAAGAGGAGUCCAGUUCUGAAGCGGAUGAGAGGAGGGGAGACGAGAAACCCUCGGCGCCGAGGCCCAGGUCCGGCUCCGUGGAUGCCCAGAGGAGGAUCGGGCGCAGUGGCAGCGAGCGCGACCUGUCGGCGAAGGCGCGCGAGGUGACAGCGCGGCUGGCCGCCGCCCCCCGCCCCCGCCACAAGCACGACCCCCCCGCCGACACCAGCCCGUCGUCGUCCCAGCUGUGCGCGGCGCUGACGGAGCAGCUGACCCGCACGGCCGGCAAGGUGGCGCAGCUGUACGCCAGCCUGCGCCGCGCGCCCGCCGCCGCCGCCGACCUCAGCGGUUUGGAAGCCGCGAUACUGGAGACGCAGAAGGUCCUGCGCAGCGCCGUGUCGGGGGGCGAGCCGGGGGGCGCAGGGGGGCUGGGGGACGCGGGACCCCACAGCCUGACCCCCGCCGAGGGAGACGCGGGAGUACUCGAUGUGGACUCCACAAGAGAGAAACUUGAAAAUUUAGUUGCUAAAGAGGUCAACGCAACGAAUCCAGCCAUGUCUCUGAUCGAGCAGUACUCCGACCUCCUCCUCAAUAUGAUGCAGAACAAAAUGGUGAACCAGUUCUCGUCCAGUCCGCAGAGUCUGCCGCCCAGCGCGUCCCGGGGGGCCGGCCGGGAGAGUUAGUACGGGGGGACGCUCCCACAGGUAGGGGGGCCGCUCCUAUGGGUGGGGGCUGCUCCCACGGGUGGGGGGGUCGCUCCUAUGGGUGGGGGGCCGCACCCACGGACACCCUUGUAGAGAAACUGACGGUCCCCCACGUCCCCUCGUCACUCCCGAACACAUCUGUACAUUAGCGUUACGUUUUUAGUAUUAGUAUUAAUUUGUGUAUAAUUUUGUAAUGUAAUUUUAACGAUGCAAGACAUUGAAAUGCGCGCUUGACCGAAGGAAGCCUUUAUUAACUGUAAAAAAAAAAAAACACGUGUGAUGUUUUUACAUCAGAAAAUUCAAUUAAUAAUCCGAUAAUGACGUGUACCGCACAAAAUCGCGCAUUUUACUGGGUACAUUUGGGGCCAAACGAACACUGCCUCCAGACCGUGCGCUGAUAUAAGGUCAGACACACACUAUUUUUUAAUGCUUAGAUGGGUGGACGAGCUCACAGCUCAUCUGGUGUUAAGUGGUUACUUGAGCCAAUAGACAUCUACAACGUAAAUGCGCCACCCACCUCGAGAUCUAAGUUUUAAGGUCUCAGUAUAGUUACAACGGCUGUCCCACCCUUCAAGCCGAAACGCAUUACUGCAUCACGGCAGAAAUAGGCGGGGGGGUGGAACCCACCCGCGCGGACUUACAAGAGGUCCUACCACCAGUAUAUUGAGUUUUAAAAGGUUAAUUUAAAAAAAAUCGUAAGUCGAUCGAAUUGUUUUUUAUAGUAGUUGUCAUUUAAUAUCGUUAUCUACAAAGUAUUGCAUCUCCAGCAAACUAUAACCUAUAACGCGAUGAGGGCAUUACAUAUCGGCCCCGGUCGUACCGGAGCGCGGUGUCACCGCGUGGGGGCGAAGCACCCGCCGCUAUAGGGCUUGAUAUACAAAGAGAACGUGUGUAUGAACUGUUGUAUGAACCAGUAGCGUGCAAACUUUUUCAAUUGCGGCUCCUUUAGAAAGAGGAAAUCCUUGAUCACUCCUCUUGAAGGGAGUGGUGUAUUAUGAGCUGCUGAACAGAGCAGGAAAAAAUGGCGACCAUUAACAGUCUUCCCCCCAACCCCCCGUCCCCCAUGUUCGUCAACGCAUAGACACGUGUAAAAGAGAUCUUAGCGAACAGAUACGACGUUUAACUUCUCAGAUCGUGUGAUAUUAGUAAUCGACAAAGACAUUUUAAAUGUAAUUUGUAAUUAUUAUAAUUUUUUUAACUAAAAACAAACAACAUUUGACUUAGCAUUCCGUAAAGCGCUAACACCUUAUUUACAUUCCCGAAUAAUUGGAAAUCGAUAUUGUAACUUAUACAUCUAAGCUGGCACGUACCUCUGCUGGUUUCGAUGGCGCCCAGAGGCGACAAGACGUCUCAUGCGUGAGGCGUUUCCUUUAAUCAAUCACUCGAACUCCUCAUCGACCUCAAGAUGCGGAAGUUUCUGUUAACCCAACAACCACUUUCGACUAAUGCGAAAAUUCAUAUCGGCAAACUCUCUAUAACCAAAGACAGGCGCGACUGCCCUACGUCAUACAUUACCCGUCCGCCGCCAAUGUUCACGCCGCGAGCGCUACCAACGCGUCAAUGUACUUUAAAAUAAAUGUCAAUGUUAAUAUAUUGCUAAGCGCUAGGGUUCGGGAUAAAUAAAAAUUCUACUGAAUCACAAGUUAAAACUAUAUUCAACACUUAGAACACUUAAAACACUCAACAAACACUUUAAAACUCUCAUUUCGCUUGUUCCGAUUCGCUUCAGGUGAUCCGUUCGCUGUUUCGCUUCGAGUAGUUCCGAUUACUAACUGACUGCGUGCUAUGCCUGCAACGCUUUUAUAGCCGAUACCACAUCCCUAUAAUUAUUGAGAAUAUUCCACACAUCUCUAGUAUUGUGUUUCCGCUAUCUGACAAUAGAUGGCGUUGUACUUCUCGAGCGUUCUAGGUGCUACUAGAUUCUUCGAUAUUCGUUCGACUAUUCGGCGGUAGAUGGCGUUACUCUUACCGGCGUAACAAUAUUAAGAUGUAGUUAACUUCCAGCGUGCAUACCAGCAUCCCUAUCUUAAUCUACGAUCCUCUUUAAUUAACUGUUUACCUAAACUACAUAUAAAUCGCUGUGGUGUUUCUUAAUAAUGACGUUUAUAAAGUGGCUUAUGUGUAAAUUAUGUGUAGACACCAUUUUUUAAUUUUCAACUCAAUUAUUUUAAUGUUCAAAAAUAUAUUUGCCAUUUAUGUAAAAGACUAAUGUUUAUUGUGUAAUUAAAUAUUGUUUUUUUUUUUAAUUACAAUUUAUUAUGAGUA